UGUGGAGAAGCCUGCGGAUCUUUCUCAAGACAGGUUAUUUCUCAGUGAGUCUCGAAGAGACUCCGGCCGAGGACUCAUUCCUUCAUCCUUUCUUCCGGCUUGUGUAACUUCAUCCCCCCUUCCCUGGGCUGCGUACAGGCGCCCAAGAUGGCGGGCGGCUCGGGGCAGUAGGAGGCGUCGGAGGCGAAGCGUGUCCCGCGUUGGUCUCUGGGGAGGCUCGCCGGCCGGGCCGGUCCUUCCCCGCCAUGAGCAACAUCUACAUCCAGGAGCCGCCCACCAACGGGAAGGUUUUGCUGAGAACUACAGCAGGAGAGAUAGAUAUAGAAUUAUGGUCAAAAGAAGCACCAAAAGCAUGCAGAAAUUUCAUCCAGCUAUGUAUGGAAGAGUAUUACAAUAACACAAUAUUUCACAGAGUAGUGCCUGGCUUUAUUGUUCAAGGGGGUGACCCCACUGGUACUGGAUCAGGAGGAGAGUCAGUCUAUGGAGCUCCUUUCAAGGAUGAGUUCCACUCACGAUUGCGAUUUAAUCGAAGAGGACUUGUUGCUAUGGCAAAUGCUGGGCCCCAUGAUAACGGGAGUCAGUUUUUCUUUACAUUGGGUCGUGCAGAUGAGCUUAACAACAAGCACACAAUCUUUGGAAAGGUUACAGGGGAUACGAUAUAUAACAUGUUGCGCCUGGCUGAAGUAGAAGUUGACAAGGAAGAGAGACCUCUCAGUCCACACAAAAUAAGAAGCAGUGAGGUUUUGUUUAAUCCUUUUGAUGACAUUGUCCCACGACCAAACAGAAAACUGAAGAAAGACAAACCAGAAGAAGACAGUAAAAAGUCCAAAGUAAAAGGCACAAAAAACUUCAACCUGCUUUCCUUUGGGGAAGAAGCUGAAGAAGAAGAGGAAGAAGUCAGUAGAGUUAGUCAGAGCAUGAAGGGAAAAAGUAAAAGUAGUCAUGAUCUCCUGAAGGAUGAUCCACAUCUUAGCUCAGUUCCUGCUGUCAAAAGUGAAGUGGCAGAUGAAGAAAAGGAUUUGAGUGAGGAUGAAGAGGAAUAUGAUGAAGAUGCUGAUAGUGUAGAAGAUGAAGCUGCUAGUCAUGAGAGAUUUCAAAUAAAGGAACGCAUUGCCAAGAAACUGAAAAUUGAUACAAGUGAAAAUACUAAACAGCAACUUCAAGAGGAAGAAACCAAGACAGAAAGGAAAACAACUAGUCGCAGUGAGGAGCUACGGAAGGAAGCCCGACAGCUGAAACGAGAAUUGCUGGAAGCAAAGCACAAAAAAGAAGAAAGAGCUUUAAGACUCAAAGACAAAGAAGAGGAGGAACCUGCUCCAAACAGUGUUGUUGAAGAAUACCUUCAGGAGAAGAGAAAAUACGAAGACAAGCGAAAGCAGCAGCCAAAGAAAGGAGUUUCCCGUGAAGAUCAGACACUGGCAUUGUUAGACCGAUUCAAAACAAAGUUAACCCAGGCAAUUGAAGAAACUCCUGAAAAUGAGCUUUCUGAACCUGAUGUAGAUAAUGACGAAGGAUGGAUGUCGCAUGUGCUUCAGUUUGAAGACAGAAGCAGAAAGGUGAAAGAUGCAAGCAUGCAGGAUGAAGAUACUUUUGAGAUCUAUGAUCCACGGAAUCCUGUAACUAAGAGGAGAAGAGAAGAAAGCAAGAAGAUAAUGAGAGAAAAAAAAGAAAGGAGAUAAAAGGAGUGUAAAGUUAGCCAGAGCUGCCUUGGAAAGUGACUGCAAUAAAGCACUGGCUCUUUUGUAAGCUGAUCCUAAAAAUACCACUGGACAAGUGUGAAAAGGAAUCUCUCGAGAACCUGUCGUGCAGUUUUGAGGCAGAGAUGUCAUUUGUUUCUUAAGCUGUGCAGUCAAAUGCUCUCACUGCAUUCAUUAUCCAACCUCUCUAAAGGUUUUUAGAAUGAUGUAUUUAAUAAAACAGCUGACUUGA
This is a messenger RNA of Pyrgilauda ruficollis (rufous-necked snowfinch), 1929 nucleotides long. RefSeq names its product CWC27 spliceosome associated cyclophilin (gene CWC27). NCBI's taxonomy places the organism in Eukaryota, Metazoa, Chordata, Aves, Passeriformes, Passeridae. Gene Ontology annotation, molecular function: peptidyl-prolyl cis-trans isomerase activity. Gene Ontology annotation, cellular component: catalytic step 2 spliceosome. Bases 246 to 1679 code for a protein of 477 amino acids. The record is from RefSeq and is a predicted model, not a curated record. The transcript has 14 exons. Gene Ontology annotation, biological process: protein folding; protein peptidyl-prolyl isomerization.